AUGGCUCCUCGUCUUCGGUUUGAUCCUGCAAUCGAAUACAAGCGUUUGCUUGCUCGACCACACAUUGACGAGGACGGAGUCUUGUAUGCCAAUGAAUCUGAUCUGGUUGGAACCGCUCCCAGAGAUGCAGCUGCCGUUCAGGCCGAGAUUGAUCGAAGACACCGUGUCCAAGCUCCAAGCCCGCGGGGCGUUCCAAAGGCUUUGCACGAGGCUGCGAAGGAAAUUCUCGUAACACUUCGUGCAAGGUCUCCGCCGGCCGAAGAACGCCCCACUCGUAUUCCGACAUUCCAAUCUAUCAACGCUCCCCGCACGACCCAUACCGCUGUCGGUGCGGAAGGAGUAGCCGAKGACGAACCCACUGGACGUCCUCGCCGUGUUUCUCGACCAAGAUCGCCUACUCCAGAAAUUCGUGAACUUGCAACGCGCGACUGGAAGUUGGCCAGCAUUGUCAACAGGAAGGGAGUCCACGAAGUCUUCUUCUACAAGGCGCGGUGGGAGAGGACGGCGGUAGACAUCAGAUACAUUCGACAGGAAGCCGGCUAUCACUUGGUGAGAUAUCGUGGCRUGGACUGGAUUGUCACUUCGGUUGAAGAGUCAAUCCUCAAUGCUACUACCGGGGAAUACGAAGCUGUGGUGUCCUGGGAGGAUACUUGGCAUCAUCUAUGGGAGUUCACUUCUGCGCUUGACCCUGUUAUUGAAUGGGAAAGGGCCAAUGAUCCGCAGAGACAUCUCCCCAGGGAGAAGCGGAAGCACUAUUGGUGGCGGUACCCGACAUCCUUUCGCAACCAUCGGGACCCGCAGACAGAGUUCGACCCAGCCUGGCACCGAGAUAUCGAGGGAGACGAGUUCUUCCCGGAGAAGAACAGUGACUACACUUUCGCCUUGCUCGACCGUCUUAUGAGCCAUCUUGCUUCCGGUGAACUCGGUCGACUCCCGUGUACUACCGUGGUUACCCUGCUCAAUAGGCCGCUACGACAGCGAUUGAUUUUCAAGGACUCCUUCGUGGAAUCCGGCAAAUCGUUCAAGUUGUCUACGCCUGAAAUGGCUCGUGCUGCAACGGUCUUCAUGACUGGGUUUGCUCGCCUCCUUCUGUGCAAUAUCUGCAUUUGGUACGCAGCACAAGUGCCAUUCCAUUACUGCACCUGUCUUGAAGACAAUUUCAAAGGAUGCYGCGUCAAUAGCGUUGUCAUUGGUAAGACGCAAGAAUCUGAUCUGCACUCCAAGGUGAGAAUCUUCAGGGAGCUUGCAGUUCCAACUAUGGACGGCAACGUCGAUGCUGCCGACGAGAAUGCUGCUCCAAUGACAUCUUCGCCCUUGUCUAUUCGCGGACCCGAGACCCGCAGCUCUGUUGAGCCAGAAAGCAACGGUUCCAGCCGCACUCCUCCAACUUCUCCUUCAGCCGUGAGUGGCCAAAGCGGAGGCGGCGGUUCACCUGAGCUCGGAUCCGAACGUUUUUCGAUCGAGCCCCAAGGGCGGAAUCAGCGAGCUCUCCAGAAUCCCACAGAUUCUGAACCCUCUGAUGUUGGCGACCUACAGCUACAGAACUCGGCAACAUCGACUACUGCCCGAUCUACACCAGCACGUGUGUUACGCAGUCGGAAACGCAAGUCUUCCUUUGAAGCCGGAAAGCGACGUUCUCCACGCUCGAGUACUAGCAAAGAAGAAAAGUCGAUGGUUCAACGCCCAUCUUCCUCCGCCGGUUCAAGUUUCGCUCGGCCUCUCGAUGUCAUGGACGAGGACGAUUCAGACAACAUCCCAGUCUUCUCGCACGAAGAAUGCCCUGGGAUGCACGUGCCGUGCAGACAUGAAAUCUACGGCACUCCAGACCGUCUCCCCACGGAAUCUGCCAGUAUCGUCUAUCGCAACCACGAGUUCGAAGUGGAAGGCGAAGCGACGGAAGAGCAGGUGCGAUACGUCGUCAGUCGUCUGCCGUGCUAUUAUGCCAGAGAGCUUCACAUGGCGUGGGAGGAAUGUCAAGCAAGACCAGGAAGACAGCACGCCACAAAGUACGCCCUUUUGUCGCACCACACUAGCAAGCUCAAUGAGUAUGUGCGAGCGCAUUGUCCGGCGGAUGUUGGGUUCAUUGAUCUGACGCUUGAUGACUGA
Ramularia collo-cygni is the source of this 2106-nucleotide messenger RNA. RefSeq lists its product as uncharacterized. NCBI's taxonomy places the organism in Eukaryota, Fungi, Ascomycota, Dothideomycetes, Mycosphaerellales, Mycosphaerellaceae. The record is from RefSeq and is a predicted model, not a curated record. The transcript is spliced from 5 exons. The coding region runs from base 1 to 2106 and encodes 701 amino acids.